Xyrauchen texanus (razorback sucker) is the source of this 5289-nucleotide messenger RNA. RefSeq names its product interleukin 21 receptor, tandem duplicate 2 (gene il21r.2). NCBI's taxonomy places the organism in Eukaryota, Metazoa, Chordata, Actinopteri, Cypriniformes, Catostomidae. Gene Ontology annotation, molecular function: protein binding; cytokine receptor activity. Bases 3681 to 5048 code for a protein of 455 amino acids. The transcript has 10 exons. Gene Ontology annotation, cellular component: membrane; external side of plasma membrane. The record is from RefSeq and is a predicted model, not a curated record. Gene Ontology annotation, biological process: immunoglobulin mediated immune response; cytokine-mediated signaling pathway.
AUUUCCAAAAGGCAUAAAGUUAAAGAUGACACAUUUCUUUAAUAUUUUAAGCAAUUUUACUUUUUUGUAUACAUCUUUUACCUCUUUCAAAAUAACAAAAAAGGAAAAGUGCCAGAAGAUAAAGUUUGGGCACCCUGCAUGGUCAGUACUUAGUAACACCCCCUGGAAAGUAUCACAGCUUGUAAAAGCUAUUUGUAGCCAGUUAAAUCUCAUUCAAUUAUUUUUGCAGGAUUUUCACACAUUCUUCCUUGCAAAUGGCUUCUAGUUCUGUGAGAUUCUUGGGCCGACUUACAUGCUCUGCUCUUUUGAUGUCUAUCCACAUAUUUUCAAUGAUGUUUAGGUCGGGGGACUGUGAGGGCCAUGGCAAAACCUUCAAAUUGCACCUCUUGAGGUAGUCCAUUGUGGAUUUUGAGUUGUGUUUAGGAUCAAUAUCCUGUUGAAGCAAUCCUCUUCAUCUUCAUCUUUACAGAUGAUGUGAUGUUUGCUUCCAUAAUUUGCUGGUAUUUUAUUUAAUCCAUUCUUCCCUCUAACAGUGAAAUGUUCCCCUGUGCCACUGGCAUCAACACAAGCCCAAAGCAUGAUCGAUCCACCCCCAUGCUUAACAGUUGGAGAGGUGUUCUCUCAUGAAAUUCUUCUCCCUUUUUUCUCCAAACAUACCUUUGCUCAUUGUGGCCAAAUAGUUAUAUUUAUCUUCAUCAGUCUGCAGGACAUGUUUCUAAAUGCAUCAGGCUUGUUUAGAUGUUCAUUUGCAAACUUUUGACUUUGAAAUGUCUUGUGAGGAUGCAGGAAAGAUUUUCUUCUCAUGACUCUUCCAUGAAGGUCAUAUUUGGGCAGGUGUCAUUGCAUUAGUGCAUCACUAUUCCAGUCUGCUAAAUCUUCCUUAAGGUCUAUUGCAGUCAAACAGGGGUUUUGAUUUGCCUUUCUAGCAAUUCUACAAGAAGUUCUCUCUGAAAGUUUUCUUGGUCUUCCAGACCUCAACUUGAACUUCACCAUUCCUGUUAACUGCCAUUUCUUAAUUACAUUACAAACUGAGGAAAGGCUACCUGAAAACACUUUGCUAUCUUAUAGCCUUCUCCUGCUUUGUGGGCAUCAAUUAUUUUAAUUUUCAGAGUGCUAGGCAGCUGCUUAGAGGAGCCCAUGGCUGCUGAUUGUUGGGACCAGGUUUGAGGAUUCAGAGUAUAUGUAAUGCUUUGAAAUUCGCAUCACCUGGCCUUUCCAAACAAUGAUUGUGAACAAGCCAUAGCCCUAACAAGCUAAUUAAGGUCUGAUACCUUGGUAAAAGUAAUCUGAGAGCUCAAAUCUUUUGGGGUGUCCAAACUUUUGCAUGGUGCUCCUUUCCUUUUUUUCACUCAAAAUGUACAAAAUAAAAAAUAAUACACUAAUAUUGCUUAAAAUGUUGAAAAGAAUGUUUCAUCUUUAACUUUAUUCCUUGAGGAGAUCAGUUCAUCUUCUUCUCACAUAACUGUUCACAGCAGCAUACAUUUUGACCAGGGGUGCCCAAACAUUUGCAUUCCACUGUAUAUUGCUAUCAUUGGCCCUUCUCAAUCAUGUCCUCCUAAUAAUCCCCAUCCAUUAAUUGGCUCUAAAACUCUAUUCUCUCCUCUCCACCAAUAGCUGGUGUGUGGUUAGCACACAAUGGCUGUCGUCGUAACAUCCAGGUGGAUGCUGCACACUGGUGGUGGUUGAGGAGAUUCCCGCUAUACUGUAUAUGUAAAGUGCUUUGAGUGCUUAGAAAAACGCUAUUUAAAUGUAAGGAAUUGGUAGGUGGCCAAAUGUAAAAGUUGAAUUGGUUAUUGAAAAUACUUCACCCAGUACACAAAUAGUUUCCAGUCUUAUGGGGGGUUGGGUGGUUACAGGGGAGGACGUACGUUUCGCAGUGUUUUGACAGGGUCUAAGCGUGCACUUAGUGGUAUUUUGACGGGGUAUAUUCUAUAUAACCUAAUGUUGCCGAAUCCACAGUGUGAUCAGUCUGGUGACAAAGGGGUCUGUGGUUUCAAGAUGUGUUAAUAUGAUCCAAUUUAUCCAUACUGUCAAACACUCAAACGUAUGUACUUUUGCAGCACCAGUUGACGCACAUUUAGUGCACAGUAUAAGUAUGUGAAUUGGGAUGAAGGCAUUGCAUUUUUGCUCUGAUUAUCUAUUGAGGUAAGACUCAUACUUUGAGAAAUGAAGCACUUCAUGGAAAUUCAUGGCAUAUGCAAUUCUUCAGUCAUUGCACACUAUGUUGUGGGUGUUAUCUGUAUUUGCUGGCCUGAGCAAGAUAAGCAUGUGUCAGAGCCAGGCAUAUAAUGCUAGCCACCUGAUAAUACAAAGGGUAAUUCUACAUAUCAGAUCUUUUGCACGAAUGAUUAGCUGAACUCAGCAGUACUGAUGCUUUAGUUAUUUCAUGUGUUCUGUGAUGAUUUUUUCACAGUGUUUCCGUACUAUCAAUCCUCUUUUUGAAACAGACACAUCAUUUAAUAAUCCUGAAAUUAUUUAAUGCGCUUUAUAAUUAUGACGAUCUAGUUAUUUAUUACUCUUGGUGAGAUCAUUUAUUUGUUGAUUACAGACAUUAUUUGGUAGAUAAAACUUGAAUGGAAGGUUUAAAAAUUAAACUUCAUGGUCACUUGACAAACACAGGAUUUGAGUGUUUUUGUGAUUUUUUAGCCUUAACUUUUUACAGUUCAGCCAUUGCAGCAGCUACGGUACAUGUCAAUUUUGGUGAUUCUAGUUUAACAUUUCUGGAAACGUCCAUGUCAGUUAAGAAGCGAACCAUAUAUACCAUAAUAAGUUUAAAGGUUUUUAAUCAAACUAUUAAAAGUCAGAUUAAAAGCCAUGAUAAUGUCAAAAUAUGGAUAAAGAGAAAAAAAUGGUUGAGAGUGUGCCCAUUAACAAAUAUGCUUUCCUGAUGAAAGCCACCAUUAAUCUGUACAGCAGAUUUUGUCACCUUAUACCACUAUUUUUUUGCAACAUCUGAAAUUUUAAAAAGGAAAUUAAAAAGUAGUGCAUCAUCUAAGACAAUGCCAAAUUAGUUAUGUAAGAAGCCACCAAUAAAAGAUGUUAACUGUUUAUCUUUUAUUUAUUAAUCUCACUGCACAAAAAUGUCUGAAAUGGAACAGUAUAAAGUCAUGUCAAGGUUAAUUUUGAGGCUGGAAAUGUUACAGAUUUUUAAUUAGGUCUAUAAAUUAGAUAUAAAAAAUGGAACUAAGAUUAGAGUAACUAAAAUGCUUUGUCAAACCAACAAAAAAUUUAUUUGAAUUAAGAUUCAGAGUCUCCCUUUUAUAUAAUCCUAUAUAAAAACUAAUUUCUUCAACAGGUAUAUUACAUUGUACAUAAUGUUGUAUAUAUUGUUUAAAAAGAUCACCUUCAUUUAAUGUGUGGCUUGCUCAAGAGAUAUUUUGUGUAUAUGAAACCUUAUGAUGCCAGCCUAACUAAUCAGAUCAGAGAUUUUAGAUAACAUCGAGGUUAAGAACUCCUACAUAAACAGGAACCGCUCUGUAUAUAAAGCUGGCUUGAGUUGUCUGUGCUGCUCUGUCUCAGACUUCACUUUUCUAGUAAUGUAAUGUUUCUCUAAAGUGUCUGAAUAAAUGUGGUGUUCAAGUCAGGCUUAGAAGCUGCAUGCAUUGCAUUAAACGCAUAUGAGUUCUGACUGAGCAUGUGAGUUUAAAGUCAAGUGUGUGUACGCACAGUGACAUAUAACUAUGAACCUCACCGGAACUUUCUGCAUUCUUCUGGCUUUUCAACUGCAACCUAAAGCCAGUUCACAGGCUCUGCCAGAUGGGUACACCUGUGUGACAGAUUACUGGCUCACCAUCAACUGCUCUUUAAAAAUACCAGUGACACGCACCAGAGCUACAAACACAUCAUAUUGGCUGAAAUUUGAUCACAACAAUGAGAAUAUCACGUUUGAAUGCGCAUUUCAGAGAGCUUAUGAGGAUUACAGCUGUACCUAUUCUUUUGAAGAAAAUUAUUUUGUGUUCAUGAAUAUUGACCAAUUUACAAUAACACUUUUUUAUUUGGAAAAUGGACAAAAGAAUUCCUCUCUGUUGGAAUCUUCUUAUUAUCCAGCUAAAAAUAUUAAACCAAAACCCCCAGGAAAUUUUACGUUACAAUAUGCUAAUGGAACCUAUCACUUUAAAUGGGACAGUGGAUAUGAACAUCACAUCUACGCAAAGGCUUUACCCAUUAUGUACGAGUUUCUGUACUACAAAGAGGGAGAUCGUGGCAAGGAGAUUCACCUCAAAUUAGGAAUGCUUCAGAUUGAUGAACCAAAUAUAGAUCGGGGUGCUCAAUACACUGCUAUGGUGAGAACUGGGAUAGAUCAAAUAAACGAUUACAAUGGAAUGUGGAGUGACUGGAGCAUUGCAAUAAAAUGGAAAACGAUACAAAAAGACCAAUCCAAUCAAGUUGGCAGGAUUGCCAUCGGAAUGUGUUUGAUGCUUGGAUUUCUAAUUCUGCUCUUGUCAGUACCUGUUGCAAGAAUGAAAAUAAAAGAAAUUGCAUGGGUGCCAACACCGGCGACAUAUUUUCAGCCCCUAUACCAACAAUACCAAGGCAAUUUUCAGUGUUGGGUUUUGGCAAAGAGUCCUAUAGAAGACAUUUGUGUUAUGGAAGAAUUUUCAACAAUUGACAAGAUUGCCGAGGCCAAAACUACACUACAGGAUUGUGGAGAGAAAACAGACGUGCACCCCUCAGCUCAAUACUACACACCAUAUGUGGGCCCCACCGCUCCGAUCUGGGCCCCUUUCCAAAUGGCCGAUGUUUGCAGUGACACAAGUAUCCCAUGUGAGGAACUUUCUUUGUCCUGUGAAGAGUUGCCUGAUCAAGUGGAUGACCUCAUAAAGUGGCUAAGCACAGCGUGUUGGAGUGGAGAUGUUCUCUCUUUGAAGGACUCUGUGCUUACUCUUGAGAGUUCUGAGAGUUGCGGGUCAUCUGAAGCACCGGCAAUCAUUAACCCAACGUCUGUAUGCUUCAAACAAGAUUACUGCACUCUCACUGACACGCCCCAAGGUCCUGUCCCCACCUUCACCAAAGAUGCAGAGCUGGAUGGCAAUACCUCCACUGAAUAAAUGCAGCAGUGGAGGAUAUUUUACAAACAAGCAGCAUAUUUGAAAGGCAAAUAUUAGUAGAUAAUACAAAUUUUUUUUUUUUAACUGAAUGACAACAAAAAUACCAAUCCAUUUUUUUUUUUUUUUUUUUUUACAAAUGGUUAAAUUAGCAUUUUAAAAAACAUACAUUAAGGCACUUCCUUUAAAAAAACAAAAAACAACAACAACUGUACUGCUGGUUUACCUGUGAAACUCUGUAUUA